Molecule: messenger RNA, 2496 nt
Organism: Carassius carassius (crucian carp)
Lineage: Eukaryota; Metazoa; Chordata; Actinopteri; Cypriniformes; Cyprinidae
Product: extracellular calcium-sensing receptor
Exons: 6
Coding region: 100-2496 (798 amino acids)
Biological process (GO): G protein-coupled receptor signaling pathway
Cellular component (GO): membrane
Molecular function (GO): G protein-coupled receptor activity
Source: RefSeq, a predicted model, not a curated record
UGUAGUAUAAUAGGGAAACCAGAGUACCCCCUGCUGUCCAAGGAUGGAGACAUAAUCAUCGGAGGAGCUUUUUCAAUUCACAGCAAAAUAAAUUUUGAAAUGCCAUCCUUUAGAGAAAAACCCCAUCGCCUAAUGUGCACCAGCCUUAAUUUGAGAGAAUUCCGUUUUGCUCAGACCAUGAUCUUUGCCAUUGAAGAAAUUAAUAGCAAGCCAAGCUUACUGCCAAAUAUUUCGAUUGGAUACCAAAUAUUUGACAGCUGCGGUUCCACAUUAGCCUCUAUGAGAUCAUCAGUGGCUCUGAUAAAUGGUCAGGAGCUGACAGCAGAUCACAUCUGCUCUGGAAAAACAGCAGUAAAAGCCAUAAUUGGAGAAUCUGAGUCUUCCUCAACCAUUGUACUGUCCAGAAUAACAGGGCCCUUCAGAAUCCCAGUGAUAAGCCAUUUUGCUACCUGUGCCUGCCUGAGCAACAGAAAGCAGUUUCCGUCUUUCUUCAGAACUAUUCCCAGUGAUUUCUACCAAAGCAGAGCUCUAGCACAACUAGUCAAACAUUUUGGAUGGACAUGGGUUGGAGCAGUGAGAAGUGACAAUGACUAUGGAAACAAUGGCAUGGCAACCUUUGUAGAGGUAGCAGAGAGAGAAGGAGUAUGCAUUGAAUAUUCAGAGGCCAUAUCAAGGACAAAUUCCAAAGAGAAGAUUGCUAAGGUUGUUGAAGUAAUAAAAAAGGGCACUGCUAAAGUUCUUGUGGCAUUUUUGGCACAGGGUGAAAUGGAUGUGUUACUGGAGGAGAUUAUCAGACAGAAUGUAACCGGGCUACAGUGGGUAGGCAGUGAAUCCUGGAUUACAGCAAGAUACUUGGCAACUAGAAUUGUUUCAAAAGUCCUUGGUGGUGCAGUUGGUUUUACAAUUAGCAAGUCAAAAAUUCCAGGCUUGAGAGAAUUUCUCCUUAAGGUCAGUCCAUCUCAAAACCCUUCAAACGCUCUUUUGAGGGAAUUUUGGGAGAUGGCAUUUGGAUGCCGUAUCUUUCCUACAAUCAGCUCUAAAACUGAGCAUGAGAAGUUUUGUAAUGGGUCUGAGAAUCUGAGUAAUGUGAGUAAUGAGUUUACAGAUGUAUCUGAGCUAAGGAUUUCAAAUAAUGUAUAUAAGGCAAUUUAUGCUAUAGCUAAUGCUUUGCAUAACACAUUGGCUUGCAAAACUUCAAACAGUGCACCUGAAACCAUAACUUGUGGAACCAAAGAGGUAAUGCAUUCCCUUCAAAAUGUUAAUUUCACAAUGACCUCCGGUGAGAUGAUAUACUUUGACAAAAAUGGAGACCCUAUGGCAAGAUAUGAACUAAUAAACUGGCAGAAAAAUGGAGCAGGGGAAACAACUUUUAUUACUGUAGGACACUAUGAUGCCUCACUACCCAAUGAACAGCAGUUUGUCAUGAAUUCUAUCAAUAUAGUUUGGGCAGGAGACAGUCACACGAAACCGAGUUCAGUGUGUAGUGAGAGCUGCCAGCCAGGUUUCAGACAAGCUGUGAUCAAAGGGAGACCAGUAUGCUGCUUUGAAUGUUUGCGGUGCACUUCUGGAGAAAUCAGCAGUACUACUGAUUCUGCUGAAUGCAUCAAAUGUCCUUUAGAGCACUGGUCAAAUGAAAACCACAGUAUGUGUGUUCUCAAAAAAGUGGAGUUCCUUUCAUUUGAGGAAAACAUGGGAAUACUUUUGACUGCAUUCUCAUUAACUGGGGUGUCUUUAACAAUUGCAGUUGCACUGAUGUUUUACCACUUCAUAGACACUCCUCUUGUGAAGGCUAGCAAUACAGAGCUGAGCUUCCUACUCCUUUUCUCACUCUCUCUGUGUUUUCUCUGUUCACUCACUUUUAUUGGUCAGCCUACUGACUGGUCCUGUAUGUUGCGCCACACAACAUUUGGGAUCACUUUCGCCCUUUGUAUGUCUUGUGUUCUGGCAAGGACAAUAGCAGUGGUAAUGGCCUUCAAGGCCACUGUGCCCGGUACAAGUGUUCCUCAGUGUACAUUGCCCUUACAAAGAGUUAGUGUUUUCUGUUGCACUUUUUUCCAGGUAAUAAUAUGUACUCUGUGGCUGGUAUUAGCCCCUCCAAUCCCAUAUAAAAAUAUUACCCAUUCAUUAGAUACAAUAAUACUUGAAUGUGAUCUAGGAUCAGCUAUAGGGUUCUGGGCUGUGCUUGGUUAUAUCGGUUUGCUGUCUGUUCUAUGUUUCAUUUUGGCUUUUCUAGCUCGAAAGCUGCCUGAUAACUUUAAUGAAGCGAAAUUCAUCACGUUCAGUCUGCUAAUAUUCUGUGCUGUUUGGAUCACCUUUAUCCCAGCUUAUGUCAGUUCUCCCGGAAAAUUUACUGUAGCUGUGGAGAUAUUUGCCAUCUUAGCCUCUAGUUUUGGCUUGUUAUUCUGUAUAUUUACACCAAAAUGCUACAUUAUCUUACUUAAGCCAGAGCAAAACACAAGGAAACAUAUCAUAGGCAAAAACCAUAAUAAAUCAUAA